Exserohilum turcica Et28A is the source of this 1809-nucleotide messenger RNA. RefSeq lists its product as uncharacterized. The transcript is spliced from 3 exons. Lineage: Eukaryota; Fungi; Ascomycota; Dothideomycetes; Pleosporales; Pleosporaceae. Gene Ontology annotation, cellular component: cytoplasmic stress granule; nucleus. Gene Ontology annotation, molecular function: ATP binding; RNA binding; RNA helicase activity. Gene Ontology annotation, biological process: poly(A)+ mRNA export from nucleus. The record is from RefSeq and is a predicted model, not a curated record. Bases 122 to 1591 code for a protein of 489 amino acids.
GCCCUCUUUGCUGCGCGGCUGGCUCUAUCGCUCGGACAUCGAUUUAUCCGUACACUCCUGCCGGACAUUACGCUGACACCAAUACCACCGCACUAGGAUUUACUCAACUUCACCGCCCGCCAUGUCGACAGCUGAGGAGACGCCCCUCAAGCAGGAGGUCCCUGCCGAAGAGGCGCCCAUCGAAGAGACGUCUGCUCAGGAGACACCCGCGCCCGAGCCCCAGGACUCGCUCGAAAACGCCCAGGUCGAUGGCAGCGGCGAGCAGGGCAAUGGCUCUGCUCUGGCAGACGCCAAAUUCAAUGUCGAGGUCAAGCUGGCCGACCUGCAGGCCGACCCCAACAACCCCCUGUUCUCGGUCAAGUCUUUCGAGGACCUGCAACUCUCCGACGAACUGCUCAAGGGCAUCCGCAACAUGAACUUCCGCAAACCGUCCAAAGUCCAGGAGAAGGCUCUGCCGCUGCUGCUGCUGAACCCACCUACCAACAUGAUUGCGCAAUCGCAGUCGGGAACGGGCAAGACUGCUGCCUUCUCGCUCAAUAUCCUUUCUCGCGUCGACCUCUCGAAUCCCGAACCGCAGGCUCUGGCACUCGCGCCUAGCCGAGAGCUCGCUCGUCAGAUUCUGGGCGUCAUCACCCACAUGGGCCAGUUCAUGGAGGGUCUCACGACUAUGGCUGUGAUUCCUGACCCGUCGCGGAGAGGCCGGAAGUUCGAUGCGCAGGUUCUGGUUGGCACGCCUGGAACAGUCCUGGACAUGGUGAAGCGACAGUUGAUCAACCCCAGGGGCAUCAGGAUUCUUGUCCUGGACGAGGCAGACAACAUGCUGGACCAGCAGGGUCUGGGCGAGCAAUGCACCCGUGUCAAGGCACUGCUCCCCAAGAACAUUCAGACGGUUCUCUUCUCGGCUACCUUCCCGCCCAACGUCAUCGCAUAUGCUAAGCGCUUCGCACCCAACGCAAACACGCUGACUCUGGCCCACGAGGAGCUGACCAUUGAAGGCAUCAAGCAGUUGUACAUUGACAUUGAUAAGGACAAUGACAAGUAUGCUACGCUGCUCAAGUUCUACGGUCUGAUGACACAGGCUUCGUCCAUCAUUUUUGUGCGAACACGAAGGACUGCCGAGGAGCUCGAGCAACGCAUGGUAGCCGAGGGUCACAAGGUCGCACAGCUGAGCGGUGCUCUCGAGGGUCCUGAGCGUGACCGUGUCAUUGACCAGUUCCGUUCUGGAGAGGCCAAGGUUCUCAUCACCACCAACGUGCUCGCCCGUGGUAUCGAUGUGCAGUCUGUUACCAUGGUCAUUAACUACGAUGUCCCAACCAUGGCCAAUGGCAUUGACGCUGAUCCCGAGACGUACCUCCACCGAAUUGGUCGCACUGGUCGUUUUGGACGUGUUGGUGUCGCCCUGACCUUUAUCCACGACAAGGCGAGCUGGCAGCAACUGCACGCCAUUGCCUCCUACUUCAAGACUGAGCUGCACCCGAUCGACACAUCCGACUGGGACGCCGUGGAAGACAUGAUUCAGACAAUCAUCAAGUCUUCGCGCGCCGGCAAGACGACAGAAGAGAUGACGGAAAUGAUUACCAAAGGAUCGUAAGAUGUUAUGAGCAUGGAAAGAGCGACAGCAUCGGAGAAAAGAGUGGCAUCAGAGUGCUGGACAUGUAUGUGCCAUGUAGCGAACUGAAAUGUUUCUACGUUUGCGAUGGACGGCUUUUCAGAAUCAAUGCCCUCGUAGGGUUUCGAGAAAAGAUGCAACGAAAGGGAAAUUACGUACGACGGAAACGAAUCAAAGAUACCCAAAAUGAAGCAUGCAAA